UUUAGACUGGCUGUGAGUAUAGUCAUGUUUCAAGGGCUGAGUUAUUUAAGCCGUGGACGACGCUUAGUGCUUUGCUUUCUGGUUCUUUGUGUGCUGUUUUUUAUUGUAUUUCAUGCACAACGGAAACCACGGACACCACUUUCACCACGGAGACCAUUUUCACCCUAUGAAUGUUUUAUGGAAACAGAUUCGGAUAGCUGGAAUGAAGGACCUAGAAGACUUGAAGACGUUCUACUCUCAGAUACAUUACCUCCUGCAGGCCGAUCCAUAUUUUUCCACGAAACGCGAUGCCGUUCUCCAUACUCGCAAUAUAUACUCAACUUGACGGCGAGACAGGCCUGCUCCAUCGAAUCGGCUGCAUUACAUAAUCCAAAUUUCCAGGUGUUUGUUCUAUUUGCAAGUUCCACCUACAUCUCUGAUGAUCAAAAGAAUCCCCUUUAUGAUGCCCUUAAAAGUUACAAGAAUGUUAAUUUCCGGCAGUUAAAUAUCAGGCGUUACGCAAAGGAUACACCAAUAGAAGAUUGGCUUGAAAAGCGAGAUCUGUUUCGGUCAAAGUUUCUGACAGAGCACAUGUCUGAUCUGCUUCGUUUAUUGACCCUGUACCGCUUUGGAGGCGUCUAUAUGGAUUUGGAUGUGGUAGUGUUACGUAGCUUGGAGAACGUGCCAUUGAACUAUGUGGGUGCCCAUGAUAAUAUGACUUUGGGUAAUGCUGUAAUCAGUCUGGAGCCCAGGGGCAUUGGCCACAAGAUUGCGAAACUCUUUUUACGCGACUAUCAGCAACAUUACAAUGGAAACGACUAUGUAUCUAACGGGCCUAGUUUAAUAAGUCGUGUGAUACCGAAAUAUUGCAAUGCAAAUGUUAAAGAAUUGUUGAAUAAUCCCCAACUUUGUGUUGGUUUCCAUGUGUUCAAUUCAAGUGCCUUUUUUCCGUUGGAAUGGCCACAAUGGACACAUUUCAUUUUACCAAAGUUCCUAAACGAUACCUUGACAAGGACUAAGGAUUCAUAUUUAAUACAUUUAUGGAAUAAGGCUUCGUUCCGGACCCUUUUUAAAGUAGGCAGCAAUAACGCCUAUGGAAAGUACGCGGAAUUGCAUUGUCCUAAGUCAUAUGCGGCAGCUGGUCAAUAUUUUUAAGUUUCUUUUUUUUCCCUGCCUCUCCUUCUGUCUGUCUGUUUCUAUGUAGUAUUAAAUCUUCGGCGUGCUGAAAAUAAGCAUUCUUUCUAGUAAUUGUUUAUGUAAAAUUCUUAUACGUCUGAGUAGAUAAGUUGAAGUAUGUAUUUUAUAAUAAAAUCCAAUAAAUGCUGACUUAAUU
Messenger RNA from Drosophila innubila, 1312 nucleotides. Its product is annotated as lactosylceramide 4-alpha-galactosyltransferase-like. Gene Ontology annotation, biological process: glycosphingolipid biosynthetic process. The record is from RefSeq and is a predicted model, not a curated record. Bases 25 to 1134 code for a protein of 369 amino acids. Gene Ontology annotation, molecular function: alpha-1,4-N-acetylgalactosaminyltransferase activity. The transcript is spliced from 2 exons. Lineage: Eukaryota; Metazoa; Arthropoda; Insecta; Diptera; Drosophilidae.